Molecule: messenger RNA, 213 nt
Organism: Dovyalis caffra
Lineage: Eukaryota; Viridiplantae; Streptophyta; Magnoliopsida; Malpighiales; Salicaceae
Source: the annotation of a GenBank genome assembly
AUCAAGAAGGAACCCAAGGCCAAGGAAGAAACAGACAGGGAGGAAAGAGAACUGCUAUAUAUCAAGAACAUAAUUUCUAUUGCUAUAUAUAGGUAUCUAACAAAACUUAAGAAUCGAUUAUCAGAGGAUUCGGUUGCAAGAGCAUCCAAGGAUAGCAGCAAAACUGGAACCAUUGCAAUCAUACAAGGCAAAUCAAUGGAUCAAAUCAAAUAA